Messenger RNA from Vigna unguiculata (cowpea), 1500 nucleotides. RefSeq lists its product as uncharacterized. The record is from RefSeq and is a predicted model, not a curated record. NCBI's taxonomy places the organism in Eukaryota, Viridiplantae, Streptophyta, Magnoliopsida, Fabales, Fabaceae.
AUGGUUAAAGAUGCAACUCGAUCAGGGGUUCGAGAUGACACAGUUUCCCUGAAAGUUCUGAUAGACAAAGAGAAAAAUAAAGUCGUGUUUGCUGAAGCAGGGAAAGAUUUUGCGGAUGUUCUACUGAGUUUCUUAACAUUGCCUUUGGGGACUAUUGCUAGACUCGUGGCUAAGGAGUCCAGUGUACAACCAGUUAAAGUUGGUAGCCUGAGCACAUUGUAUGAAAGUGUGUCGCUUCUUGAAGAAAAAUUUUUAUGCAUUCAAGAGUCCAAGGAAAUGCUACUGCAACCAAGGAACUAUAUGGAACACUAUUGCAAACAGCUGAUGCUGAAUAUUGAUGAUACUGAGCUUAAAAGCUACUGCAACCUUUUGAACUGUGCUUGUGACGAUCCACAAUCUGAAUUGUUUUGGGAAGCUGUAAUGCGAACGUGGUUAGAAAAGGGCUUUGUGAAGGAAUCUGCUUCUCUUUUAGUUUGUGAUGAUCUUUAUAUAAUGCCCAAUGAUUUUGGAGCAAGUGCAAAUUUGUUUCAUAUGCUUGGAAUUGAAGACUUGGAGACUCUUGAGGAACAAAUUGUGGAUAUCACCAAGGAGGAGGUAGUGGACUUGCUGAAGUUUUCAUUGAUCUCAAGAACCCCAAUGACAGAUUUAAUCCUAAGAAAGAAACAAUAUCUUGAUAAUUUUACCCCAAUAAGCCAAAACCUGUUUGAGAUUGGAAAAAUACCAUCUUUUGAGGGUAGGCAAGUGGUUGUGAAAAUUCGAAUAAGUAAAUCAAAUGGGAAGAUUAUGUUUGCUGAGGCAGAGGAAGAGUUUGUUGACUUUCUUUUAAGUUUUCUGACUUUUCCCUUGGGUGGAGUGCUUCACAUGCUUGAAGGAUCUUCUUCGCAACCAGAUAUUACCUAUGGGAUAGGAAAUUUUCCUUGUUUAUAUUGUGGUUGUAGAGCCUCUACCGGAGAACCUUCAAGUCUUGUUGGUUUUGUGAAAGGACCAGCAACGUACUUUGUGACAGAUGACUUGGUUGUGACUCCAAUGUCAUCCAUUUAUGCUGUUUCAUGUCUAAAAACACUAAAAGUACCACUCUUUGACUUGGAGGAAAGGGUGAUCGCAAUUGGUGUGAAAGAGGGUCUUGGGAUAUUGAAAGCUUCAUUGACAUCAACAUCUGCUUUGACAGAAGCUAAUAAAGAGUAUUCACCUCUUUUUCAUGAUCUUGGAAUUGAAGACAUGGAGACUCUUGAGGAACAAAUUGUGGAUAUCACCAAGAAGGAGGUAUUGGACUUCUCAAGACCAGGGAUGUACAAGGUCACAGAUGACUUGGUUGUGACACCAAUGUCAUCCAUUUCUGUUGUUUCAUGUCUAAAAACAUUGAAAGUACCUCUCUUUGACUUGGAGGAAAGGGUCAUUGCAAUUGGUGUGAAGGAGGGUCUUGGGAUAUUGAAAGCUUCAUUGACCUCAACAUUUGCGUUGACAGAAGGUCUGAAACACUUGAUAAGACCCAUUAACUAG